UAAUAUAUAAGGACAUCAAUUAUAAAACGGGUAAAGGACAAAUAGGUCCCCGCACUUUUAAAUCGUGGACUUUUAACUCCCUCAGGAUUGGAAAAUACAAAACAACCAUUGACUAAUCAAAACGCCGUACAAAUGAGUCCUCCCGUUCAAUUUGGUCCCCAACACAUAACGGAUUCUGUUUACCUGGCACUUAUGUGGCAUGGAAAUGUGCACGUCUCUUCAGGAUGGUGUGAACGGGACUGACGUGGUCACGUGGAGAAAGUAAUGGGACAUUGUAGUCCUUGGGCACUCGGACGACAUCGUUUUUGUUGUGUGCCCUAUGUCUUCAAAUGGAAUCCUGUCGCCAUAGCCGUUGUGAUUUCUGUGAAAGGUUGGGGGGAGGGUGGUACUGCGUAGUGUUAAAUGGCCAGCGAUGGAGCUUCAUCCACCGCAAGACGCGUUCCACUACCGUCGACCGUGAAAUGCGUUGAAGCUGCAGAGGAGAAAGACGACAUUGCUCCGACGUGUAAAUGUGGAGUGUACAUCAUAUUGUACAAAUCGAGGACGACGACGAACCCCAAUAGAUUGUUCUUUGGAUGUCCAUUUUUUAAGCUGAAAAAUUCCAGUCACUGCAAGUUCUUCUUAUGGCUGGAUGACCAUGUUUCAACAGUAAGAGUUCUGGACAAGUUUAUGACUGAGAACGAGGUUGAUGAUCUAAAAGUGUAUCUUGGGAAGAAGGUAGUGGAACAGAGACUCACUGAUUUGGAGAAGAAGCUGUUGCAUCUAGAGAGGAAGAAAAAUGUUAAUUUGUAUUUGCUUAUUGUUGUUGUGGUUAGUGUAAUUUUGGGUUCUAUUGUUGCCAAACUUGGCUGAAAAGUGAAAAAGCAGUUUAAAUUAUGCUUUUGGAACACAAGUGUUAUAUUAAAUUAUCCUUUGAUGAAUGAUGAUAUGCUGUUGCUGUAACAUCUUGUAGUUGGGUGGAUAUAUGUAAUAUCAUGU
This is a messenger RNA of Arachis duranensis, 978 nucleotides long. RefSeq lists its product as uncharacterized. The transcript is spliced from 2 exons. Gene Ontology annotation, molecular function: zinc ion binding. The coding region runs from base 403 to 852 and encodes 149 amino acids. The record is from RefSeq and is a predicted model, not a curated record. NCBI's taxonomy places the organism in Eukaryota, Viridiplantae, Streptophyta, Magnoliopsida, Fabales, Fabaceae.